UAAGGGGUUUUCUUCUUAUGCGUUUGCAAUGAAUUCUCAUAAUUAUAAUUUUUAUCCGAUAUAAUUGAUCAAGGACAUUCGAAAGAUAAAGAUCUUUCAUACGAGAUAAGAAUGCCGGAUUUUUGAAAAAUAUUAUAUUAGUUUCUUUGCAAAAGUCAUGUCUAAAAACAGAUAAUUCUCCAGAGUAAUUUUCAUGCAAAUAAAAAUUUGUUUCAAAAAUCGGACAUCCUUAUUUCGUUUUUUAACAGUUUAUCAAGGCGCCGUGGUGUUACUUCGUCACGUUUGUGUUAAAACGAUUGAAGCUCAUUUCCCCACUACACACCUACAUGGAUAUGGAUCUGUUGCUUUAUACAAAGCGCCCCCAUGAAAACUGUACUAAUUUUCAAGUGGCAAACGCGCUUAACCACUAUCUUCAGCAAAUGUUUUCUUCCUUUGCUAGCUCUGCUGACCCGCUGGCCUCUACUGACAGAGAACCGGCAAAAUGGACGGUAUCGCAUUGAACGCGUCAGAUCAUGUCUUAGAAGUGAUUUUCUCUUAUCUAGACUUACACACGUUAAGAAACUGUGCAUUGGUAUGUAAGAGGUGGUAUAGAUUCUUAAGGGAUGAAAAUAACGAUGUAUGGAGAAUGCAUUGUAUUAGAACGUUAGCUCAAGAAGCACUUAGUUCUGAUUUAUUAUCAUCGGUACCCACUUACAAAGCGAAGCUUCGAGCAUUUUAUCAUGCUUGGAAUCCAAAUGAUUGUUCGCGUAAUGUUUAUAUCAAGCCAAAUGGAUUUACUUUACACAGGAAUCCUGUUGCACAAAGCACAGAUGCUUGUAGAGGUAAAAUAGGUUUUCGACAUGGACGUCAUGCAUGGGAAGUGAUAUGGGAAGGACCAUUAGGUACAGUAGCUGUUGUAGGUAUAGCUACAAAAGAGGCACCUUUGUUAUGUCAUGGAUAUGUAGCUCUGCUUGGUUCUGAUGAACAUUCUUGGGGAUGGAAUCUUGUUGACAAUCAUUUAUUACAUAAUGGAGAUGCACAAGGCAGUUAUCCAUUACUUAAUAAUGCUCCAACAUACCAGAUAGGAGAGAAAAUCAGAGUCAUACUAGACUGUGAUGACAACACAUUGUCAUUCGAGAAGAAUUAUGAAUUUCUAGGUGUAGCUUUUAGAGGUGAUUUUUUUGUUACUAUUUCUAAUAAUUCGAUUAAUCAUUUAGCACUUUCUUACACAACAUUCUAUAUUUAUUAUCAAUUAAUCAGCAUCAGAAUUCAUUUUACAACUAACUGUACAGGGUUACCAGAUAAAAGGUUAUAUCCAUCGGUUUCUGCAGUAUAUGGAAAUUCAGAAAUAUCAAUGGUGUACAUAGGGCCACCUCUCGAUGGCUAACGUUUUACUUCCAACAAAAAAAUAUAUUUGAAUACUUAUCCGAAACUACAUUCUGCAGUUUGCUGCAGAGCUUGUGGCAUCUUAUAUCGACGUAUCUACGUUUCAGUAGAUUUAGCACACUAAAAGAUAUGAUUCUCUUAUUAGAGAAUGUGUGCCUAUUAAAUUACAUGGUUGGUAAUAUUGUAAAUAGUUAGUUCUAUUAUAUUUAAGAUGGAGUGUUAUAAAUCGCACAACAUCAUUAAAUUAUUUAAAUUUUGCUUUUAUCAGAUCCACUUUGAGAUCAUAUAAUGAUCAUGAAAUAGGAUAAAAGUAUUUUUAUGAACUCCAACCAUAUAAUUUUAAUAUUAUACUGGAACUAUACAUAGAAUUUUUUAUCUUAUUUUGGCCAGUUCAUAAGUAUAAGAACAAAAUUGACUAUUUAACUGAUUAACAAUUGGUUUAAAUUUUCAAAUUAAAAAGUUCUUUUGAUAUUAAAUUAUUUGUUAAGAAAAAUUAAUCACAUGGCAUAAUCACUAGUUAAUUUAAAUUUGAUAAAUGAAUUUAAAAAUCUUUCAACUUUUUAUAUUUGCAUAUGGUCAACGUAUAUUGAAGAUAGAGAGAUUAUAUUUAUCUAAUUUUAUUUAAAUUUAUUUUAGAGCUAAAAUUUCAUAUAUUAAAUUUUUAAUUCACUUUCAGAAUUUUGCAUAUUUUGACUUUACUUUCUUUUCUUUUUCUGUCUAUUUAUUAUAUUGAUUUUAUAUAUUUAAUUAGUUUCUCUUAAUUAUUUAGGAUAUAUAUCUAUUUUAUAUAUUUUAUCAGUAUUAUUUACUUGUUGAAUAUUUAGUGCAAAUAUUGCAACUGAUGCAAUUUAUAAUUCUUCAAUCAAACAGUCUGAACUUGAUGUAUAUACUUAAUAUUUUUGUUUUUCAUGAUAUAGUUAUGACAAUAUAAUUUACUUACACAACUUUGAUUAAAAAAUUUAAGUUUACUUAAUAUUAUAAUUUAAUUUAUUUUAUUUAUUUCUUUUUAGUUGUAAUUAUAAUAUGGAUGUUAUCUGAUACACUAGUCAUUACCCAAGGAAUGUGUUCUACUAUUUGACUGUAUGCAAGUAUUGCAAUAGUAUGAAAAAUUUUAUAAUAGUUCGCGAAAAUAAAAUUGAAUGAAACACACUGUUAAAAAGGAUGAAUCUUUUGAAAGAUUCUUUAACUUAUAUAAAUUCAGGGUCUUUGUAUGUUUAUAAAAUUAUACAUUAAAAGUAUCUCUUGUAGUUCUUAUGGCCUGUAAACUAAUUGUAUAUACGCAUACAUGCAUAUACAUCAUACAAAAAAUAUGAGAUUUACAUAAGAACAUAUUUUCCGCAAAGUGUGUUAAUGUGUCCAAACUAGGAUGUAUGUGAAUUUUGUGAACACAUAUAAAUAACAUUAAUCCCAAUUAAUAUUUAUUAAGUAUUAUAAAAUAAGUUUAAGCACCAUCACAGUUGGCCCUAUCUCUUUACAUAAUCGUUACUUUCAAUAUAUGUGUAUUCCAUUUUAUAGUAACCAUCAUUUAUGUCGUUAUACAAUCUUAGAAUAUUUUCACAAUUUAAUAUAGUACAAUCCGAUAAAAAUGAAAGCAAGGACUAAGUCUGUUAUAAAAAAGAUAUUCUGCAAUGAUCUACGCAAUUACAUUAUUAAGAUGUUCAUUGAUGUAGUAUUUAUUUCUAUUUCAUUAUUUAAUUAAUUUUAUUCAUAUUUAAGUUCAUAUAGUAUUAUCAUAAAUGAGUAUUAGAAUAUAAUACAAAGUUAUAUUUAAAUUUAUUUUCGAAGUUUAUCCUUAGAUCUCUAUUAAUUUAUAAGACAAACGUAAUCCUUGAUACUUUUGAGUUUCUAUAAAAUACUCUAGAAUGAAUGAUUACAUAAUUAAAGAAAUAGUGUUAAUAGAUUGGAUUACAUGAACAGAUUGUGAAUGUAAUAAUGCUUACUGUGCAUAGCAAGAUAUUAAUAAGUUCACUCCUCUACCUCAGCAACUAUACAUGAUUUUGGACUAAGUCAUUAAAUUGUAUUAUAUUAUUUUAAUUAUUUUGUUCAUACUAUCAAUUAGAAAUAAACAACAUAAAAUCCAUUUUAACAUAAUGUAAAUAUGAUGUAUAAAAUUUUGUACCACUAUUGUGGUAAAAUGCACAAGAAUAUUUCACAUCUGAAAAAAGAUUCUAAUAUGCUUUUAGCAUCUACAUUGUAAAAAUUCUUGUAUUAAAUACAUACAUGAUAUGUACAUCACAAACUAUUUGUCUCUGUUAAGUAUUCAUGAAAUAAUGCUGUUUUAUUAUGAGAUUUAAUACUAGCAUCUAAUUUAGUAGAAAGUACUUGUAGAAAUUAUUGUAGGUAAAUUAUUUAUAAUAUAAAUAUAUAUAUAUAUAUAUAUAUAUAUAUAUAUAUAUUAUGAUCAUGACAUUAAUUGAGUGUAGUCAGAAUUAGUUUUUCUAAACUUUUGUACAAAAAUAUGUACAGCACAAGUGUGUGUAUAUAUAUAUAUAUAUAUAUAUAUAUAUAUAUAUAUAUAUAUAUAUAUAUGUAUGUA
This is a messenger RNA of Vespula vulgaris, 3901 nucleotides long. It is a transcript of the gene Fsn, whose product is annotated as F-box/SPRY domain-containing protein 1. The record is from RefSeq and is a predicted model, not a curated record. Lineage: Eukaryota; Metazoa; Arthropoda; Insecta; Hymenoptera; Vespidae. Gene Ontology annotation, cellular component: synapse; SCF ubiquitin ligase complex. Gene Ontology annotation, biological process: proteasome-mediated ubiquitin-dependent protein catabolic process; synapse assembly involved in innervation. The transcript has 5 exons. Bases 482 to 1366 code for a protein of 294 amino acids. Gene Ontology annotation, molecular function: protein binding.